Molecule: messenger RNA, 2768 nt
Organism: Malurus melanocephalus (red-backed fairy wren)
Lineage: Eukaryota; Metazoa; Chordata; Aves; Passeriformes; Maluridae
Gene: SKAP2
Product: src kinase associated phosphoprotein 2
Exons: 13
Coding region: 104-1117 (337 amino acids)
Cellular component (GO): plasma membrane; cytoplasm
Molecular function (GO): protein binding
Source: RefSeq, a predicted model, not a curated record
GCCUCCGCUUCCUCCCCGCCGGGGCCGGGGCCGGGGCCGGGGCCGGACCGAGCCGUGGAGCCCCGCCCGCCGGCUGUCCCCGGCCGCCCCCGCCGUCCGCACUAUGUCCGACGGUCCUGGCGUCCCCGAGGACGUGUGCAGCCUCCUGGCAGAUGUUGAAACAUUUGUUUUCCAAACACUAAAAGGAGAAAAUCUAUCCAAGAAAGCAAAAGAAAGAAGGGAAGUUCUUCUUAAGAAGAUAAAGGAUGUUAAGGCAAGUUUCCCGCACGAAUUCGCGGAGAAAGGGCUGGAAGAUGAGGAAGAGUCUGAGAACUCUCUUUCUUCRCCUCCCGAUAGCGUCUCAAUAGCAUCCGACCGAUAUGAUAAAGAGGAUGAAGCACCUUCUGAUGGGAAUCAGUUUUCUCCUGUUGCAGCUCAGGAUCUCCAGUUUGUUCUGAAGUCUGGAUACCUGGAAAAACGUAGAAAAGACCACAGUUUUCUUGGCUUUGAAUGGCAGAAGCGUUGGUGUGCUAUCAGCAAGACGGUCUUCUAUUACUAUGGAAGUGACAAAGACAAACAACAGAAAGGUGAAUUUGCCUUAGAGGGCUACACCAUCAGAAUGAAUAAUAACCUUCGGAAGGAUGCAAAGAAAGAUUGCUGUUUUGAAAUCUCUGCUCCAGAUAAGCGCAUUUAUCAGUUUGCAGCUGCCACUCCCAAAGAAGCAGAGGAAUGGGUACAGCAAGUCAAAUUYGUAAUUCAAGAUACAGGAUCUAAUAUUAUUCCUGAGGAGGAAGAGGAAUAUGAUGAUGUUGGACAAGUGAACAGUGAACCGACAGAUGAUAGCAUUUAUGAAGAAGUUAAAGAAGAACGUCUUUSUUCAAAUUCUGAAGUGCCAAGCGAAGAGAGCCAGGAGCAAGUUACCACUGUUUCAGAUGGUGAAAAUACCGAUUAUGCCAAUUACUAUCAAGGUUUGUGGGACUGCACAGGAGAUGAACCUGAUGAGUUAACAUUUAAACGUGGUGACGUUAUCUACAUUAUCAGCAAGGAGUACAAUAGAUUUGGCUGGUGGGUAGGAGAAAUGAAGGGAACCAUUGGCUUGGUGCCUAAAGCCUACAUAAUGGAGAUGUAUGAUAUUUGAGAGGCCUGGGAGAAAUCUGCACUUGAAAUGAAGAGUGGUUUGCAGCUGCCUCUCUGAAAGAAGAUUCUGAAGAACAUGUUUUGUGGUUUCAGCGAAUGUAGUCAGAUUGUUGCCUUGUGUACAUUAAACAUUAUAAACUGUAAUUGAUCAUAACUUUACAGAAAUGUUCUUCUUAGCCACUUUUUAUAGAAUUGUAAUGCUAGGAAAUUAAAUAGAUGGUAAUUAACAUAUGGGGCACAAAGCCAUAUAGUGCCUGUUGCUGUUUCCUUUCACAUGUUAGCUGUACUCUGUAUAGUUGUAGGUUUGUGUUCUCUCAGGGAAUUUUGCUGUCUUUUCCUAUUCUGCAGAUUCAGAAAAAUUGAGCUGAGAUUUGAGGGUAAACUCAUAUAUGUAUUAACCUUUUAAUACCUACUGUACAUCUUAUGCAGUUUCAUCAGAAAUUUGCRGGAAUCUGAUGUAUGAUAUUACAAUUCUUCAGGGUAUUCUGUUAAGUUAUGCUUUAGCCAAUUAUCUUUCUCAUAUAUUUAGUUUUGUAUUGUUAAUUACUAUUCUUUUUUUGGCUCACAAUGAAGACUUGAUUCUUUUGCUGUAAUAAUAAAUUGUUCUGUGUGGUAAUACUGCCCUAAUGCCAGAAAUUCUGACUGGGACAUAGUAGUUCUAUGAAAAUUUGUGCAAAUGUAUUAAACUUCACAAUUUUUGCUAAGUCAACACAAGCUAAAUUGCAGGGAAAAAUAYUUUGUCUGUGGUAGUGUGAAAUAUUUUAUCUGUAUCUUACAUAUAUUUUUACAGAGUCAAAUCUGGAAAGCUUGUUGGUAUGUGGAAUUCUGAUACAAGUUGUGCAAUAGAGAUCUUCACCCUAUAUGGAUUAGAAACAGCUACCUGCAUUCUUGUGUCAAAGCCAGAACUUUGUGGCCAGAAACAUUGGUUGAAACAUUAAAAAAACGCACCAAAAUACUACCACUUGUGGACAAGUGCUUGGGCAAGUCAGAGUUAAUAGUUUGCAUACUCUUGGAGAUGUGUUUUACCAUAAGCAUGCAAGAUAACUUUUUUUGCAGACAGUUGAUUUGUGAGCCCCUUAAUCCACCAGUGAGGCAGGUCAGUGUGUGAGCUGCUGAGCCUGUGCAGGUCCCUGUGUAGUUCCUUGUGUUAUUUAUACUUCAGGCAGACUCCAGGAACAUUGUGGGUUAAAGGAAAUGUUAGUCUGAACUCGGAAUUCAGAUCCUUUCAGUAAACUAAGAUGUUGUGCUCUGUGUUAGCUAAUGUAUGGUACUUGCUGGUACACUGAAUUCUAAUAGGUGUCAAACAGGGGACGGAGUUUUGUUGUAAUUUUUUUUUUAAGAGAUAGUCAUUGGAAUUGAUUCUGUGUGUUAUCAGCGAAGCAUUAAAAUGAUAGAUUAUAGUCUUCAGAUCUUUUACUACUUUAAUUUAUCAAGCGCACUGGUGGAUUGUGUACAGAAUGUGAAGCGUUAACAGCGGCGCUGCAAACGCUCCUUCUCCCUUGUUAAUAUGGCAGCGCCAUAAAUCUGCCCACCGAAACGUUUUUUUUUUUUUUAUUAAUUACAGAAUUCCACAUCCCAGCACCACAGCAGCACCUACUUUUUAGGCCAUGCCCGUGAGCAGGUGCCGUGGCCGGGGCUGGCUGUGUGCCCGC